Molecule: messenger RNA, 1203 nt
Organism: Erythranthe guttata (spotted monkey flower)
Lineage: Eukaryota; Viridiplantae; Streptophyta; Magnoliopsida; Lamiales; Phrymaceae
Product: E3 ubiquitin-protein ligase RSL1
Biological process (GO): protein ubiquitination
Molecular function (GO): zinc ion binding; ubiquitin-protein transferase activity
Source: RefSeq, a predicted model, not a curated record
AAAAAAAAAAAAGACGUGUGAGACAAGUACUAGUACUAGUUAUAGUACUACUGAGAGAGUUUUUGCAUCUGCAAAUUCAAUUCAAUUCAAUUCAAUUCAAAUGGCUACUGCAACAAACACAACCUUCAAAUUUCAAUAAACACACACACACAACAACAAUUAUGGGCAACACUCUGCAAACACUCCCCCAAAUUCCACCACCACCGCCGCCGCCGCGGCCGGACGAACAGGAGGAGGAGGAGCUGCAGGAGCGGCGGCCGGAGGUGGGGAAUCGGGAAUUCACCUGCGAAAUCUGCAUAGAGCCGGCGUCGAUUCGGGGGAAGAAAUUCAGGAACGGGGGGAGGUGCAGCCACCCGUUCUGCACCGACUGCGUGGUCAAGUACAUACGCGUCCAGCUGGAGGACAACAACGCCGCCCGGAUCAACUGCCCCGCCCCCAACUGCGGCCACGCGCUCGACCCCCGCGCGUGCGCGCCGCUCGUCGGCGACGCGCUGUUCGUGCGGUGGUGCGACGUGCUGUGCGAGGCGGCGAUUGUGGGGUCCGACAGGUGCUACUGCCCCUACAGGAACUGCAGCGCGCUGAUUCUGAACGAGUGCGGUGGGGUUGUGAAGAAAUCGACGUGCCCUAGCUGUAAGAGGUGCUUUUGUUUCCAGUGUAAGGGGGUUUGGCAUGCGGGGUUUGGGUGCGAGGAGAGUGGGGAAAUUAGGGAUACAAACGACGUUGCUUUUGGUAGGCUGGUUGAACGAAGGAAGUGGAAUAGGUGUCCUCGGUGUAGGCAUUUCGUCGAACUCAGAGAGGGCUGUAAGAUUGUCAAAUGCAGAUGUGGGAUUAGUUCCUGCUACAAGUGUGGGAAGCUGGUUAAUCAGCACUGGUGCAGCUGUGACAAAACUUCUCGGUGCUGCGAAUGGACAUUCAAAAUUUGUAUAGUUCUCGUCGUUUGCUUCACAUUUACAAUGUUUUUCAUGGCUUGGCAAAGCAAAACUACGAGAUGAAUACGACGCAAUAUAGUUUGUAUAUAUAAUAUCGCGAAGAACAAAAAAACACAGGACGAUGGAACUGGCAUUUUUAUAACAAAGGGAAUGUGAUCUGAUUCUUUAGGGUUUCAUCCCUUUGUAAUGCUUACAAGACAGUGCAAAUAUAUUCUGAUUUUUCUCUACUUAUUUUGCAAGUACAUAUUGCUGAUUAAUUAUUAUUUUUUAUUUA